Molecule: messenger RNA, 1128 nt
Organism: Fusarium musae
Lineage: Eukaryota; Fungi; Ascomycota; Sordariomycetes; Hypocreales; Nectriaceae
Exons: 2
Coding region: 1-1128 (375 amino acids)
Source: RefSeq, a predicted model, not a curated record
AUGCCCCUAUCCAAGUUCGUUCAUUGUGUUGGAAGCCCAUCUUUCAAUCCAGAUGAACUCAUUGAAGAUGUCGACCGUCAGAGAGAGGCUGUGGACCACCUGUUGAAGAAUGAUCUCUUCAACGCCAGUCGAGUGCUUUUCCAACUCCCUGAUCCGGAUCCCUAUACAUACCAUGCCGUGGCAAGUGUAAAACUUGCCCAAGUCCAGUCAGUAGUCAACCUUGGAGGUGUCAAUGGUUUACACGCGUGGUAUCGCAAUGAGGAUGGCUCACCUAGAGGGCCACCUCCCCAAGCUGAUAUCGAAGCAUACACCUCUAUCUUCAGACCAUCAACAGCUACUGCUGCAUUUCUCAAGAAUCUAGGAACAAAUGCUAAGAAAGAUUCCAUAAGGCGUGAAGUCGCAGCCAACCUUGAGAGCAAGCGAUAUCUGCACCCUGGGCUUGUAACGAAACUCACUAUCCCCAAGAGCAAAAAACCGCCCAGCGCAAAUCCCUAUCUCGACUUCUGGAUGUGGUCAUGUCACUCUCUUGAAUGGUGCGGCCCUUGCCCGGCAUCAGAACGUGUGCCGAUGUCCCACCAUGUUCUUCCAAUUUUCAUGCAUCACUUUGGCUGCGCAACGCCAACCCACGAGAGCCUGGCUAUCCUGAAAAUUCUGUCUGACGGGCGCCCAAUCGUCGACAUCGGUUCUGGCAAUGGUUAUUGGUCCUAUAUGCUCCGACGCUACGGCCUCACAGUGCAUGCGGUGGAUAACAUGCAGAGCGAAUGGAGAGUCAACUGGGUAAACGACACUGCCAUAUCGGACGGCGUGAAGUGGUUACGCAAGAACUCCAACGGUGAAGGCAUGGUACUCCUGCUUGUGUAUCCUGUUGUUGGUGGAGGUGUUGGUGGCGGCAGUGAGGGAGGAUUUACGCGGAACCUGGUUUCUGCCUUUGGCGGCGACACUAUCGCAGUUGUGGGCACGCAGAAUAGGAACGGUUACACAGGAUUCAAGGGAGUUACCAUGGAUGAGUUCAUGGCGAAGGAGCAUGAGGACUGGACUAUGGUAGUAAAGAUAGCAUUGCCGUCCUUUCCUGGGAAGGACGAAGCACUAUAUGUCUUCCAGCGGGGCGAACGAGUGCCGCAAGAAUAG